ACGUCCCCGUGGCCGAGGGCACCUUUUUUCUUUUUUUUUUUUUGGAGUCUACCAGCUAUAAAACCCGUGACGGCCCUCCUCCCCCAGUAAACGACCCCCGUCAAAGAUGGCUUCGGUCUCCGCGCUGCGAGCCGCCCUGCUGGGCUCCUUCUCCGUGCUGGUGACGGUUCUGCUGGGCUUCGGGCUGCCGUCGCUGCUGAACCUGGGCGCGAGGGCGCUGGGCUUACCGGAGACCAGCGUGACGGAGUGCAUCGUCGCGCUGUAUCUCGGCUUCGUGCUGUACGUGGCGACGCCUCGGAUUCCGCGGGGGUCGGUGAAGGUGAAGGGGAAAGCGGUGUUCAUUACAGGUUGUGACACUGGAUUCGGUCAUGCACUCGCCAAACAUCUACACAAGCUUGGCUUCACCGUCUUUGCUGGAUGUCUUUUUAAGGACAAAGGUGCAGAGGGCGCAAAGGAAUUGGAAGAACUUUGUUCUGAUCGCCUGAAAGUUGUGCAGCUGGAUGUCUGCAGUGACGAGCAGGUGGACCAAGCGGUGAAAUAUGUCAAGGAGAACCUGGGGGACACAGAAACAAGUCUUUGGGCUGUGGUGAACAACGCCGGUGUGUCAACGUUUGGAGAAAUAGAGUUCACCUCCAUGGACACUUACAGGCGGGUGUCAGAGGUCAACCUGUGGGGCACCGUCAGGGUCACCAAAGCCUUUCUGCCAUUAAUCCGCAGGGCCAAAGGGCGCGUUGUCAACGUGGCCAGCAUGUCCGGGAGGAUGGGAUGUCCCUCGCAGUCGGCUUACUGCGUGUCUAAAUACGGCGUGGAAGCUUUCUCCGACUGCCUCCGCUACGAGAUGAAGGCCUGGGGGGUCAAAGUGUCCGUAAUCGAGCCGGGCAACUUCCUCGCCGCCACCAGCAUCAUGACCCGAGACAGCGUGGCCGUCACGGCCGCCAAGCUGUGGCGCGAGGCACCCACGCAGGUCCAGGAGGAUUACGGGAAGGCCCGCUUUGAGAUCCACAUGGCUGCGACGCGCUCCCACUGCAACACGGGACAGAAGGACGCGGCGUCCGUUCUGGACGACAUCACGGACGCAGUCGUGUCCAAGCGCCCGUACACGCGGUACCAUCCCAUGGAGCCGCACUCUUGGCUCAGGGUUCAGCUGAUGACCCAUCUCCCUGGCGCCAUGUCGGACUUCCUCUACUUCUAGAAGAGGAGCCGCCACCUUUAGAAGCUGGUCGCAUGUCGCUCCACCAUGACGGCCUCUCAGCUACAUUCCUCGAUCAUUCACUGACCCGGCCUUAAAAAUAAUGAUUUAGAAAGGUAAUUAUUUCACUUAGCAUAUUGAAUGUCUUAUACGAAUCCUAACUUGUUUACAGAUAUAUUCCAUGAUUAGUAGCAACCACUAACAUAUUUGUACCUUUGAACACUACAUCGUUAUGCUGUAACAUUAUCCUAAAAUAAAUGUUUUUGCACAUGGGAAUCUUCUGGGUUCCUCACUGGCAUGAGGACCAAAGGCUCCCACUGGGAUUUGGCUUGACUCAACCCAAAGUUACGCAACUACAACACAGGCUCACUUUGUCCCAAAUGCACCGACUGUGCAAUCCUGAGGUUGAUUUAUGAGAUUAACUGUUGUUCUUAAAUCACAGUCCUCCGCUCACCCGGCAGAAAUGUAUUUGAAUAUAGAAUGUGGAUUACAGUUUUGAUAUUUCAAUUGCUGUAUCGUUUCUUAAGAUAGAUUUGAAAUAAAUUGACCAAAUCGUGA
Gasterosteus aculeatus aculeatus (three-spined stickleback) is the source of this 1747-nucleotide messenger RNA. It is a transcript of the gene bdh1, whose product is annotated as 3-hydroxybutyrate dehydrogenase, type 1. NCBI's taxonomy places the organism in Eukaryota, Metazoa, Chordata, Actinopteri, Perciformes, Gasterosteidae. Gene Ontology annotation, molecular function: oxidoreductase activity. Gene Ontology annotation, cellular component: intracellular membrane-bounded organelle. The record is from RefSeq and is a predicted model, not a curated record. Gene Ontology annotation, biological process: steroid metabolic process.